This is a messenger RNA of Erinaceus europaeus (western European hedgehog), 7150 nucleotides long. RefSeq names its product ATPase plasma membrane Ca2+ transporting 1 (gene ATP2B1). Gene Ontology annotation, biological process: calcium ion transmembrane transport; regulation of cytosolic calcium ion concentration. The record is from RefSeq and is a predicted model, not a curated record. Bases 364 to 3879 code for a protein of 1171 amino acids. The transcript has 22 exons. Gene Ontology annotation, cellular component: intracellular membrane-bounded organelle; membrane. Lineage: Eukaryota; Metazoa; Chordata; Mammalia; Eulipotyphla; Erinaceidae. Gene Ontology annotation, molecular function: ATP hydrolysis activity; ATP binding; PDZ domain binding.
UCGCGUCACGUGACCGCGCCCAGCCAAGGCGGCAGCGGCGGCGCGGCGGCGGCGGCGGCGGCGGCGGCGGCGGCGGAGCAGCUGCGCCGCCAGCGUGGAGCGGGAGGCGUGUGGGUGUGGAGAGAAGGGAGCGCCGGACCGGAACGGAUGUGUACAUCUCAUGAUUGACAGGAAGAAACCAGUCAUGGGCCAGCGGUCAAGAUACAUCUCCAGGAAUUGCUGCUGAUGCUGCUUUACGAAGUCAUACAAUGAGCAUUCGCUUUAAGGAAGAUUUUCAUAUUUAAAAGAUUUUCAUCUUGGAAAUAUAUCAAGUGAAAAUUAGUCUUUUGGGAAACAUUUUCCUCCUAAUAAAUUAUACUUGUAAUGGGCGACAUGGCAAACAACUCAGUGGCAUAUAGUGGAGUCAAAAACUCUUUGAAGGAAGCUAAUCACGAUGGAGACUUUGGAAUCACGCUCGCAGAGCUGCGGGCCCUCAUGGAGCUCAGGUCCACCGAUGCAUUACGGAAAAUCCAGGAAAGCUAUGGAGACGUGUAUGGAAUUUGCACCAGACUGAAAACAUCUCCCAAUGAAGGUUUAAGUGGAAACCCUGCAGAUAUAGAAAGAAGACAAGUAGUGUUUGGAAAAAAUUUUAUACCUCCUAAAAAGCCAAAAACCUUUCUCCAGUUAGUAUGGGAAGCGUUACAAGAUGUCACUUUAAUUAUAUUAGAAAUUGCAGCCAUAGUCUCAUUGGGCCUUUCUUUCUAUCGACCUCCAGAAGGAGAAAAUACACUUUGUGGAGAAGUUUCUGUUGGAGAGGAAGAAGGUGAAGGUGAAACUGGCUGGAUUGAAGGAGCUGCAAUCCUCUUGUCAGUGGUGUGUGUGGUUUUAGUAACAGCUUUCAAUGACUGGAGUAAGGAAAAGCAGUUUAGAGGUUUGCAGAGUCGAAUUGAACAAGAACAGAAGUUCACGGUCAUCAGGGGUGGUCAGGUCAUUCAGAUACCUGUAGCUGACAUUACUGUUGGAGAUAUCGCUCAAGUGAAAUACGGCGAUCUUCUUCCAGCUGAUGGUAUACUUAUUCAAGGCAAUGAUCUGAAAAUUGAUGAAAGUUCAUUGACUGGUGAAUCUGAUCAUGUUAAAAAAUCUUUAGAUAAGGAUCCCUUACUUCUAUCAGGUACUCAUGUAAUGGAAGGCUCUGGAAGAAUGGUGGUUACUGCUGUAGGUAUAAAUUCUCAAACUGGAAUUAUCUUUACAUUACUUGGAGCUGGAAGUGAAGAGGAGGAGAAGAAAGAUGAGAAGAAAAAAGAAAAGAAAAAUAAGAAGCAAGAUGGAGCUAUUGAGAAUCGCAACAAAGCAAAAGCCCAGGAUGGCGCAGCCAUGGAAAUGCAGCCUUUGAAGAGUGAAGAAGGGGGAGAUGGUGAUGAAAAAGACAAAAAGAAAUCAAAUUUGCCAAAAAAGGAAAAAUCUGUUUUACAAGGGAAACUUACAAAGUUGGCUGUGCAGAUUGGCAAAGCAGGUUUGUUGAUGUCUGCCAUCACCGUUAUCAUUCUAGUAUUAUAUUUUGUCAUUAAUACAUUCUGGGUUCAGAAGAGACCAUGGCUCGCUGAGUGCACACCAAUUUACAUACAAUAUUUUGUGAAGUUCUUCAUUAUUGGAGUUACAGUUUUAGUGGUAGCAGUGCCAGAAGGUCUUCCACUUGCAGUCACUAUCUCACUGGCUUAUUCAGUCAAGAAAAUGAUGAAAGAUAAUAACUUAGUAAGGCACCUGGAUGCUUGUGAAACCAUGGGAAAUGCUACAGCUAUUUGUUCAGAUAAAACAGGAACAUUGACGAUGAACAGAAUGACAGUUGUUCAAGCUUACAUAAAUGAGAAACAUUAUAAAAAGAUUCCUGAACCAGAAGCUAUUCCACCAAAUACUUUGUCCUAUCUUGUAACAGGAAUUUCUGUGAAUUGUGCUUAUACAUCAAAAAUACUGCCACCAGAGAAAGAGGGUGGAUUACCUCGUCAUGUUGGUAAUAAAACUGAAUGUGCCUUGUUGGGACUUCUUUUGGAUUUAAAGCGAGAUUAUCAGGAUGUUAGAAAUGAAAUACCAGAAGAAGCACUAUACAAAGUCUACACCUUCAAUUCUGUUAGGAAAUCCAUGAGUACUGUCCUGAAAAAUUCAGAUGGAAGUUUUCGAAUAUUCAGCAAGGGUGCAUCUGAGAUAAUUCUGAAAAAAUGUUUCAAAAUCUUGAGUGCAAAUGGUGAAGCAAAAGUAUUCAGGCCAAGGGACCGUGAUGAUAUAGUAAAAACCGUGAUUGAACCCAUGGCAUCUGAAGGCUUGAGGACCAUCUGUCUUGCCUUCAGAGACUUCCCUGCAGGAGAACCAGAACCAGAAUGGGAUAAUGAAAAUGACAUUGUCACUGGCCUUACAUGCAUUGCUGUUGUGGGGAUAGAAGAUCCCGUGAGACCUGAGGUACCAGAUGCGAUAAAGAAAUGUCAGAGAGCUGGAAUAACUGUGCGAAUGGUCACAGGUGAUAAUAUUAACACUGCUCGGGCUAUUGCUACCAAGUGUGGUAUCUUGCAUCCUGGGGAAGAUUUCCUGUGCCUAGAAGGUAAAGACUUCAACAGAAGAAUUCGAAAUGAAAAGGGAGAGAUUGAGCAAGAGCGGAUUGACAAGAUCUGGCCGAAGCUACGAGUACUUGCAAGAUCAUCUCCUACCGACAAACAUACACUGGUUAAAGGUAUAAUUGACAGCACUGUCUCAGAACAACGCCAGGUUGUAGCUGUAACUGGUGAUGGUACAAAUGAUGGCCCAGCACUAAAGAAAGCUGAUGUUGGAUUUGCAAUGGGCAUUGCUGGAACUGACGUAGCAAAAGAAGCAUCAGAUAUUAUUCUCACCGAUGACAACUUCACGAGCAUUGUCAAAGCAGUUAUGUGGGGACGAAAUGUCUAUGACAGCAUCUCAAAAUUCCUUCAGUUCCAGCUGACUGUUAAUGUAGUAGCAGUGAUUGUUGCUUUCACUGGUGCCUGUAUCACUCAAGAUUCGCCACUUAAAGCUGUGCAGAUGCUGUGGGUUAACCUCAUAAUGGACACACUUGCCUCCCUGGCUCUGGCAACUGAACCCCCCACUGAGUCUCUCUUACUUCGGAAACCUUAUGGUCGAAACAAGCCUCUCAUCUCACGCACGAUGAUGAAGAAUAUUUUGGGUCACGCAUUCUAUCAGCUUGUGGUAGUCUUUACACUCUUGUUUGCUGGAGAAAAGUUCUUUGAUAUUGACAGUGGAAGAAAUGCCCCUUUGCACGCUCCCCCCUCGGAACAUUACACUAUCGUUUUCAAUACCUUUGUGCUAAUGCAACUUUUCAACGAAAUCAAUGCCCGGAAAAUUCAUGGGGAAAGAAACGUUUUUGAAGGAAUUUUUAAUAAUGCCAUCUUCUGCAUGAUUGUUUUAGGCACUUUUGUGGUACAGAUAAUAAUCGUGCAGUUUGGUGGAAAACCUUUCAGUUGCUCAGAACUUUCUAUAGAACAGUGGCUAUGGUCAAUAUUCCUAGGAAUGGGAACGUUACUCUGGGGCCAGCUUAUUUCUACAAUUCCAACUAGCCGCUUAAAAUUCCUUAAAGAAGCUGGUCAUGGAACACAAAAGGAGGAAAUACCUGAGGAGGAGUUAGCAGAGGAUGUGGAAGAGAUUGAUCACGCUGAAAGAGAAUUGCGGCGUGGCCAAAUCUUGUGGUUUAGAGGUCUGAACAGAAUCCAGACACAGAUGGAUGUAGUGAAUGCUUUCCAGAGUGGAAGUUCCAUUCAGGGGGCUCUAAGGCGGCAACCCUCCAUCGCCAGCCAGCAUCAUGAUGUAACAAAUAUUUCUACCCCUACACAUGUAGUGUUUUCCUCUUCUACUGCUUCUACUACUGUGGGAUUCGAGUGGUGAAUGCAUUUCGUAGUUCUUUAUAUGAAGGGUUAGCAAAACCGGAAUCAAGAAGUUCGAUUCACAACUUUAUGACACAUCCUGAGUUUAGGAUAGAAGAUUCAGAGCCUCACAUCCCCCUUAUUGACGAUACCGAUGCUGAAGACGAUGCUCCUACAAAACGGAACUCCAGUCCUCCACCCUCUCCCAACAAAAAUAACAACGCUGUGGACAGCGGGAUUCACCUGACAGUAGAAAUGAACAAGUCCGCUACCUCUUCAUCCCCAGGAAGCCCACUACAUAGUUUGGAAACAUCACUCUGAUUGUAAGCUGAAUGUUAACACACUAGCUGCAUUGUAAAGAAACAAAUUGAAACUGGGUCUUUUCACAUAUUGCGACGGACAAGAUAGUAUUCUUGUCUUUUGGACUUCAACAGAAGACACACUUGUACGAAUGUAGAUUUAUUUUUUUAAAAACAAAACAAACAAAAAAAGCAAAGCUUUCUGCCAGACUGAGGGUGCUUUUUGGGGGGUGGGAGAAAUGAACUGACAGAUAAACAGUAACUGGGCAUAAGUUCACCUGUGGAUCCUCAGGAGUACCUAAGAAUGGUCCUGCACAGUGUAUCGGCAGGGCAUUCGUUUAUCUCAACCUUUGAUGGGAGAGAGGGGGGAGUAACGCUGGGCAAGCACAGAGCCCUUGGAUCAGUGAAUUGAUACUUUAAUUUCUGCUGUUGGCUGUUAAUAAUUUGGAUUAUUUAUGUUUAUAAAUGAUACAGAUCUGUUUACAAGGUUUGUAGAUACUUUUUUUUUGUUGUUCCUGUUCAUAGAUGGAAGCUUCCUUAUAACUGAUGCAGAGAAAAAUUUAGUCCUUCAAAUACUGCUGUAUUUUCAGGGGAAAAAAUGGGGGCGGAUGUUUCUAUUGAAACUGUACUAAAUUUUUGCCUACAAUUUACCUUGUUAAAUAUUGUAGAUAAAUUGCUAAUACUGAUAGCCAAAUAGAUAACACUAAUGCUUUGUUUAAAAAAAAAUGAAAAAACAAAACAAACACGAGCAGUGGUGUUCUAAUGAAGUUAUGGCAUCUGUCCUAAUUAGUUUCUUAAAUACAUUUACUACUUAAUGGUUUUGAAACAACUGUUUAAUUUUUAAAUUUUUGGAAAACUUGCUAAUAACCAUUUGUUCAGAAUUUAGUAGAUUGUUCAAUGUGGGACAUCAACUACAUCAUGAAAGAUGCUUGAAAUGCUUUUGUUAUUUCAGGCAGAUCAAAUUAAAUCAAACUACAAGACAACUUUAGUCCUUUUUGUUUUUGUCUACACGUUAGCUCAGUGAUAUCUUGGUGAACUGUGAGUGAAUUGUGUUGAUUUUUCUAAUCUUUAGGAUCCUUCAUGCAGCAUGAGGGCUGUUGACAUUUUGAAAAAGGUUAAUAAGUAGAAGCAUACAUGUUUUUCUUUUUGAAACUUGUUUGUAACAUGAAUAUGCCCUUUUAUUAAAUAAAUAUACAGCCUUUUUUUUUUUUAAGACAUUUCAGCUUCUUUACUCAAGUCUAUAUAUGUGGUGCAUCAGUCUGUUCUUAACCACAACUGGAAUAAAUUUCAAGAUAGUAACAGUCCCAUGAAGUAUUGCUUCAGUUUCUUGGUGGAAGUCUAAUGGAACUAUUUAAGAAAAUUAUGGCUAUUUUACCAUUUGACGUAAUCUUCAUUGAAUUUAGUUUGUCUAAAAUAAUCUCACAGUUUAAAAAUAUAUAUAUUAACUACCACUGUUUUUGAUACAUACAUUUUAACUCCUAAGUGGCCAAAUAACAGGUGAGGUAAAGUGAAAUUAUAGGAAGAAGUAGAAACUGGCCUAGAAAAAUAAUACAUGUUUUAAGUAUAGUAGUUAACCAUUGUUGGAAUGCCCAUCUCUGAACCACUAGCUCUUUAUUCCUUUUGUCUGCCUUCUCUCCUCUUUUUGCUCUGUCUUUACCUUUUAGGAACUGGCAAGGUGUUAGGGCCCAGAUUUUACCAGAUACACUAUCCUCAGGCUGACUAAAGUUUACUAGGACCACCAAGACAUCUGAGAGUGCUACUGAUCCAGCAAAGAACAUUCAGUUGAUGGUGCUUGAUAUUUUUGGUGGGUGGGGGGGGAUCCUUUUCUCUCCAUCAGUCUUCUGUGGUAAUUCUCUCCAAGUCUUAGAGACACAUUGGCUCUGUCAGCAUUUGUAAUUGUACAUUUAUUCAUCUGCUAUUUAUAGUGAAUCAUACUGUAAAAAGAGGUAGCAUGUUAUGCUGGAAAGCAUGCCAGGCCUAGGAGUCAAGCCAAGACCUGAUUUCUAGUCUUGGUUUUGCCAUACAUGUGCUGCAUGACCUUGGGAAAAUCAUUUACCCUAAUAAGGGUGGGGGCCUAGACCGUCUCAAACCCUUUCAACUCUAAAAAAAAAGAAAAAAAAAAAAUAGACCCUAUCAACUGGAGAAGCCUGCAGGGCAUAGGGAAUAGAGAAAAGGGAAAAUGUUUUCAGUUUUCUUUUUUAUUUUGGUUAUGCUUAAAUAUGAAUGUAAUUUCCAAAAGAGUUAGAAGUGCAUGUGCUUUGGAGGAUUUGUAUUGAGCUUUCACAGCAUUCAUUUUUCAAGUCAAGGCAAUGGCUUUUCACACCAACUCUAACCCAUCAGCAGAUCUUAACGACAUCCAUGAAGUAAUAGCAAGACAUGCUUAGUAUGUAUUUCUCUCUUUGAGACACUGUAAUUUCUACCAGAAAUUUCCAGAGCAUUAUGUAAGUAGAAAAAAUGCGAACAAGCUGUUAAAAAAAAAAAAACAAAAAAACUUGGAUCCCAUUAUACAGUCUGUAUAGCUGAAAUCGGCAUCUGUAAUUCAAUCACUUUUUCUCUUUAAUCCUCUAACCAAAAAAUUGUUUAAUUUUGCAUCCCAAAUGUUUUUAAUCUUUGUAUAUUUUUUAAAAGUCCUUCUCUCCUCUUCAUUGCCUUUUUUUUGUGGUUAUAAAUAGACUUUCUUGCACUUUGAAGAUGAGUUACUUUUUGUCAUCUUACAAAUAUGUGAUAUGAUAAUUUUCAUAACAGAUGUCAGUUUUGAACCAAGAAAUGGUGAUUUGUUUAUAAGGAAAAAAAAAACUGGCUUCAUUUCUGUGAAACUGCUCUUUGAAAAUUUCUUUUUACACAUGUAAGCCAACUGAGAUACCGUGAUGGUGUUGAUUUCUUUCAAUGAUGCUUACCAUCUAUUUUAGCCACUGAGCCUUUUAUUAUUUGUCUAUUUGUAAAGUUUAUUUGUCUUAACUCAUUUAAUAAAUAUACUGUUUAUCUGUUUCUGAA